CCAAGAGCCACAAGCGCACCAAACCAAACCUUUAUUCGCUUGCCGCCAGAAUUGUCGCCUUCGCGGUGUUUUGAAAGUUCACGGAAUCGUAUGUCAAAACUGUCAAACAAACUGCGCGACGAACGGUGGUCAAAGUACCGUAACAUAUGUAAAACUGAAUGCGUUUUGACGCGAAUUUUUCACCGAUCAAAGUUCGGGCGAAGAGGAAGGAAUGUUGAUAAACUUACGAACCCCCACAUGAAUCAUUGCGUUUGUUUACAAUGUUGGGUUUUGGAAUAACUCCCGUUCACGUGAAAAAAUUAGGUCACAGUAUUGUUGAGAUACGAGUGCGAGCUUUGCUCAAUAUUAUUACCAAGUACGAUCUCGGUUUUGUGUGCGAGUGCGACGCUAUAAAAAAUGAGAUUAUUCAGGGACUGUUCAAUUGGUUUACAUUUAACACCUGUCCGCACCCGGAGAAAGUGCUAAACUUGUUGCAGCGUCUGGUAAAAGCUGAUCCCAGUGGCUAUGUAUAUGCGUUUGGCAAGUCAAAGUUUCAAAAUGAACUUGAUAAUUUAAGAAGAAAGUUGUCGCCGGAAUUUCACGAAAUAUUGGAUGAAAUUGAACAAGCUUUACUUCAACUAGGAGGAUCUACUAGAAACACAGUUAAUAAAUAUAAAUCACAAAAAUUCGCAAACCAUGAGAUUUAUAGCGUGGAAUCUUCGGGAAAUGAAAAUUCUAAAAGUUCCUCUAAUACCUUUAAUUCUGCAUUUAUCUUGAACACAACCCAAACGAAUGAAACAUCAUCAGAAUCAAAGCUCGAAAGUGGCAGACAAGUUUCGGAAUCGCCAGUAGGUGGUAUUAAAUGGUUGGUAUUGCCAUGGCAACCGCUAGUUACAACAGAUAUAGCAGUGCUUACCGCAACCGAGCAAGAGCUUAAUAAAAGCAACGAUACUAAGACCAUCUUGAACACAUGUCAAUUUAUAAUGGAUGUUAUGAUGCAAGACUUUCCAGCGGAGGUCUUUCUCCAACGACCAACAAUAAUUACAAUAUUUCACAAUAUUCUGAGAACAAACAGUAUGCUCGAAGCUAACAUCCAGUCUGUAGUUCCAACUGUAUUGAAGACUUUGCGUAAACUUACUCGAUCCUUAAGAUUUCGCAUUUAUUAUUAUUGUGAACCCUGUGUGGCAAAUAAAAAGCAAAAAUUGCUGAAUGAUAAUGCUUUCGUAUCUUUGGAAGCUGAAGAUGGCCCGGAUAGCAAUGGGCCCGAGGCUAAUUACCAAGUGUAUCAGUCGACAGGAACAAGCAAUAGGAGUCAGAGUACUAGCGAAACUGUGGUUGACGAUUCGCUUUUGCAACUGCAGCAAAUGUUUUUACCGGUUUAUUGUAUAGAGACUCUGAAAUACGUUCUCGCUCAGUUAAGCAUACCAGUUGAUACGAAUUUUCCUCUACGAGACGUUAGAUACAUCACUGACUUGGCUCACGAGUUAGUGCAAUUGUUAAUUAUUAGCGUAAUGCCCAACAUUUGGCUGUGCAAUGACGUCACGGCGUUGAGAACAAAGAACGACUUGAAAGAACUGUUUAAUCUGUUGGGAGAAGUGAUGGAGUAUUUUCGAGGCUACAGUAUUACGGAUCACUUGAGGAUAACGUACUUACAGCUCGCUACUACUAUAAUGAAAUUGUUGAGCAAUAUUGUGCCGCUAGAGCUAGCAAACAUUGUAAUACCGGAUGCCCUGAAAGUGUCCAUAAGAGGAGCUAUCAUGGACGCACCGAUGUCUCUGUUGCACCAACCAUUGCACUCGUUGCUUUUGGAAUACGCUCGCGAAUUUCGGGGCGACGAAGAAGUAGCGUCGAUAGAACUUUUUGACGAAGUUAAAACUGUUACGAGAUCAAUGGUGGCGGCUAUCACUAUAUUGAAAAAAUCGGAAGAACUAACGGAAUCGUCUGCCGAAUCUUUCUUAGAAACAUUGAAAAUAUUAUACCAGUCCACAUUGAGUUUAUCGUACCACAAAAACUUGACUGUCAUUAAGACAGCUGUAAAAUUUUUACGAAGCAGUUUUCAAUGUUUUUCAACCGGCAAAGAAACUGAAUUAGGAACAAAAUUAAUACUUAGCUUAUUGGCACACGGAGACGUAGAUAUUCAACACGCGACUUACGUCGAGUGUUACACUCUCGUUAAGAAUAUUUUGGGAGUUGAAUACGUCGGUGAAAAACUGUCGUCGGAAAGCUUGACGUUCUUACUCAGACCGAGCGUUCUCGCGGAAAUUAUUUGUCACGGAUUAACAAGCGAGGACAGCGGAAUACGGGAAAUGUCGAACGAUAUAAUAGUGUUUAUAUUAAAAGGAAAAAUACAAAUGGGCGAAAAGAGAUGGUUGCAAGUUUUAGAAACUCUUAUUCCUGUGCUGCAUCUUCUACAGUGCCACGCUGAUACUCGCACACCUUUAGGGCAGUGCAUAACAAAGAUGUUUGACCCCGACGUGUCCAAUGACAUACAGUUGCCAUUUAUCGAGGUGUUAAAAGGUAAUUUGAGAUUUCUUUACUCGCCGUGCGGCGAAAUUCGAGAAGAAGCGAUAUAUCGCCUGAUCUGGCUUCUCCAAAUGGAAAAGGAUUCUCUCAAGAAAUUGCCACGUCUGUCAUCCUUGCACGGCUUGCCUCUCGGUUCUCUUUGCAUAUUUGAGUACAAAACUUUAAGCGUUAAGCGUGCAAAAGGAAAUUAUGAGAGGAGCAAUCUGUUAAUAGUAUUAGAAAUGUUGAGCGAGUCCCACAUUGUCGAUCCAAAGAUACGAAAGAACGAAUUGGUGCAGAUUAGCGUAAUGCUUUCCGAUCAUUCGUUGCACAACUUGUUCCUUAGUAAAAACGGAUUGCCAUUGAUCUUGGAUAUUUUUAACAAAGCUUUGAUAGAAAAGGAGUGCGAAAACUAUCCGGAUUCUGUGAUACCAAUCAUCAACAUAUUGAAGCAACUCGUAUUUUUCAACAAUUCCGUACGACACGAGUUGUCGGUCAAUAUUGACGUUCUGUUAAAUGUUGUAAGAAGUCUGUUUUUGUUUCCCAACAACGAGUGUGUGAAAAUUGACGGCGCGCAACUGCUGUGCAUGCUUCUCUUUAGCGGUGACGUAAGAGUUCACGAAGAAGACACGAAGAACAGCGUCGCGUUACAUAUAUCGUUACCGCACAUUAUCGUGACAAAAAUGAAACUGCCGUUUGAAUGCACAUAUCACUGGAAGACCAGUAAACACAGACAAUCCGAUAUGGCGCUGCUUCACACCAGCAAUCCGGAAGUCAUAACUUUUAUCCGACAAUAUUGGGCGUGGAAUUGUUACGGCGUAAAGAUAUUGUGGAAAACGUUGGACGAUUUAAGGACCUAUGAGAUUUCGCAGAAAUUAAUGACCACCGAACAUGACCUUUAUUCUCUACGAAAUAGCUUUCCUUUUUAUUGCUGUCAGCAGCAGCUUUUCAAUAUUCAAAGGUCAAAGACACACAACGACGUUACGUGCGCGCUUGAUUAUCUCACAAUGUAUUUAAAUUUUUACAAAGCACUGCAACACAAGGACGAAGAUAUCGGAUCGCUACCGUGGGAGGAAACGUUCGAACGAUUUUUGUCGCUGUAUCCCACGAUCAAGGAGGACUGCGAUUUAUUUGUGGAUCUGUUGAUAUUUUUACAAUUGUAUCUGAAUGUUAUGAGAAACAGAAAAAGUUUGUGGAUCAGUAAGAUCCUGAAAAAUAUGACGGGAUCGUUGGCGGAUCUGUUUACAAAUUCGGAAGUUAACAGUCGAAAUGUUUACCAAUCGGUACUUAGAUUGGUACGCAUGUGUGCGGCGAUCGAGAGCAUUCAAGUAUUUAACGACGAACCUAAGAACACUUGGAUAUUGUUCGUGGAAUUUGCUGUUUCGACGUCUUUUGGAAAUCAGCGUUACUACAAUCUCGCGUAUCUCGAUUGGUUGUUGUCGUGUCUGAUGUAUCUGAUCGGACAGUGCGAAUGGGAAAAUCACAAGAAUCUAUUAGAAUCCCUGUGCAACGCGCUCCUAGAACUAAUCAGCUCCUUCUACAAUGCCGGUCAGUUUAAUUUUAUGGGAUUGUCGAUAACGAGAAACUCGAUAAUAUGUCUCAAUCAUUUGUUACAUCAGAUGCAAAUCUGUUUCAACAAGCACUUGUGGACGGCAUUUUGGUGCGAGGAAGAUCGCACGUUAAAGUGGUUGCCCAUGUUAUUGCGAAGCAGGGAUCCUCUGGUUCGCGCUUCGGUCUUGCAAUUCCUGGCAGGUUUGAUGAACAUAAUGCACAUUGUACCGCAACUUCUCAAUCUAAUCGCGAUGGCACCGAGUGAUCUGUGUCAUAUGUUGCUUCAGUGUGUCACCGAUCGAGAGGAGGCCUGUUUGGUGAAAGAACACGCGUGUAUAGCAUUUUGCAACUUGUUGAAAAACUGCAGUUCCUUGACUGUUCAGUGUGAACAUUCUUUGCAGUCGCAAGCUAUUUUGACGUACAUCGAGCAACAUAACACCUAUGACGAAAUCAGCGCUCUGUGUUCCAAUAUCUAUACUGCGACCACGUUAGAUACCGAACAGUCGGAAUAUCAGGACGGUGACAAAACCAACAUGCAAUCCGAGUACAUUGUACCGGUGCCGCAUAACAUAUGGCGUUUGUACAACUGUCAGGAUGAAUCACAAAUCUUGUCUCUGGAUUUGGAAGUAACAGACAUGGACAGUUCUAUGGAGUUAAUAGCGACGCCUUCGCUCGUCACGGCUGUUUGCAGUUUGUUGUACAAUUUAAUAUUCACUAUCGGACAGCACGAGGUGGUGCAACAAAUUUACGAACAUUCCGUCGACAAGUCUUUAUUCAGGUGUCUCAUGCUCGCGAAUCAAACGAACGCUGAGAGCAGAAAAACUUCAAGUCACUAUUCCAACGUAUUGGAAAUGUACGUUAGUAUUUGUACGGUUUUUACUAGCUGUUUGAUACACAGUAACGAGUACGCCAUCGUUGUUCGUUUUCCUCCGGAGUUACUCGACGUUUUGUUUCGCUUCUUGAACGUCGACUUGUGUCAAUGCGACGAACCGCGCCUGAUGUACCUACGCAAUAGACUGUGGACGGAGAUCUACAAGUUCAUAGCCGCGCUCUCGUUAACGGAAGAUCAGCACUUCGAGGCUGUUCAAACUGCGCUGCAGUUGUGCAACCCGAUGCUCGUUAUGAAUUCGAUAUGCGUAGCGAUAAAGGAUUCCACGACAGAUCUGAGAAUGAGCGCUAUCGAUUGCUUGUCCUUUCUACUGGCUCAAGACAUUCAAAAUUCUACUCUGGAAAGAAACGGGGUCUCUUUGCGCGCGGUGCUUGAUUCUCCCAAGAAAAUUAACGAAGAAGAAGAUUCACACGCGGACGACGACAAUCCGCCGAUUGGGAAGAUUGCGAUAGGCGGCGAAUUGUGCGAACUCCUGAUGAAUCUUUUCGUCGCUCACAAUUAUGCGACGUCCAAGAAGAACUGCAAACAAUCGGAAGACAAGAUCGUCAUCGUGGCUGCUUUUACUAAUUUGUUGUACGUAUCGAAGGCGGCUAAACAAACGGCGCUGGAAGAAGUUGAUCUUUCUGAAACCGCACUGAUGAUCCUGAAAGAACUGUACGUUCAACUGAAUCUUCAACCGUUCGAAAUCUAUAAGAAACACGCGGAGAAGAAGAGUCAUCCUUUGCUGAACGAUGCCAACAGUAUUUUCUUGCUUCUGCUGAACUUCAUGUACAAAAGCGCGAUUGUUAAAAUAGAUCUGGCGAGGAAAGGUUUGGCGGAUAUUUUGCACAAAUUGUGGGCUUGGAUAGCGUUAAACAAAACGAUAUCAACGAACGCCUUAAAAUUAUUGGCGUCGUUCACAGCGAGAUUACCUGCCGAAGAUGAUAUAGUCGCGCAGUCUUUGACGUUAACGACGACACUGCCGGGAACUGGAUUGAGAAAAUCGCCGACCACGUAUUCGCUGAUACACGUAGUUAUACAAAUAUCGUCCAAAGAAAUAGAAAAAGUCAACGUUUCGAUUCAACUUUUCGACAACGACAAGAUGCUCUUCGCCUUCCAGAUCCUGCGAAAUGUUUUGCGCGCUUACGAGUGCAGAGUUUGCAUUUCGAAGAGUAAUCUUCUUCAGUUUUUUACAAAAAUACAUCCCAGUGUGACCAAAAGAUUGAAACCGUGGCCGUUGGUGGAAAUGUAUUGCCUCGAGUUUGUGAUGGACUUCACCUAUUACGAGGAAGGACAGUUAUGCGUGCCAAAGGCCACUGACGCUAUGGAUGUUUUAUUGCAUCUGGCAAGAUGCUCUUCGCGCGUGAAUAGAGUUCUCGCCGUAUCGAUACUUCGCAAUUUAACGUUCAACAAAGCCAAUCGACCUCGAUUUCUUAGUUCGGUGGAUUUUAUAAAUUUGCUACACGACAUCUUCAAGACCGGAUCGUCGUGUGAGAUUAAUUUAGCUAGUUGCAUGUUGCUGGCUCUGAUCAGCAACAAUCAGAAAGGAAAGCUUAUCGCACGUAGCGCCGGAUUCUCUCAGAGCAUUCGAAAAGCUCUCGGUAGAUGCGUGUUGGACGCCGACGGCGAUAAAAAAAUGCAAAUUGAUAUGUUGAAUACGGUGCUCGAAGCUCUCAGUGUAGCUCCGUGUAAGAUACAAGAAAAGUAAAGCUGAUAGGUACAUUUAUAUUAGAGUAGGUAGAUAAUUUAUGUAAUGUAAGAUAUAAAAUUUACAUCAAAAAACCGAGUGAUUACACGUGAAUAUACGUGACUACUUCCAAGAAAAUCAAUUUUGUAAAAUAACAAUGUAAUAUUUUUAUACAUAUUGGUACAAUAAAAAUCUACACAAAAUUCGACACAAUAUUCGAUAAGUAUUGA
This is a messenger RNA of Pseudomyrmex gracilis, 6817 nucleotides long. It is a transcript of the gene ana3, whose product is annotated as rotatin. The transcript is spliced from 27 exons. The record is from RefSeq and is a predicted model, not a curated record. The coding region runs from base 261 to 6608 and encodes 2115 amino acids. Gene Ontology annotation, cellular component: ciliary basal body; centriole; centrosome. Lineage: Eukaryota; Metazoa; Arthropoda; Insecta; Hymenoptera; Formicidae. Gene Ontology annotation, biological process: ciliary basal body organization; centriole replication; centriole-centriole cohesion.